UUGAUUUAUAUAUUCUAUGGAAUUCUGUCAUAAAAGGUCAUGCCAAAAUAAAACAGAAAGCUUAGAUAAGCCUAAAGUUGCUUAUUUGCAACGUUUUAAAGACCCAAAAACAUUUUCGGACACAAAAAAUAAAUGUUUUUUAAUAUUUGGUCACAAAUCUUUAUAAUCAACGGAAAGAGGCAAAGGUGAUGUCAUAGCUUAUUUUAUUUUUCAUUUAUUGUUAACCCAUAUUAGAGUUACAGAUGUAACAAGCGUGGAAAAAGAAGUUCCACUUUUAUGAAUUAGAAAGUGAAAAAGAAGUGAAGCAAAAAUAUAUCUUUGUAUGAUUUUUCACAUGCAUUUGUUUAAACAAUGCAUAUGUAGUCAUUAAUUUUCUAUUAUAGUUUUCAUUUGUAUGCAUGUUUGAAUUUAAGAAAACUCGAGAAAACAUUACUAACGUCGAAUACUUUUUUUCUUUGCUAAGCGAGACUAAAUUGAUGACGUCAUGCGUCUUACGACGCGUAUUUUAUUAAAAAGAAAAAGAAAUCCAUUUACUUAAAUAAACGAAAAGAAAUAUAUAAUCACAAAGAUAUGACUAAGCAGAGGCCAAAUCAUUUCUGGGAAUAUAUAAUCGCAAUUUUUCUCUGACGUAUAAUUACGUCACAUCGAAUUUCGUAGAAUUUCAAAGUGACUUUCAAUGAAGAGUAUAAAUAAACAUAUUUAAUAUUUUUAACAUAGAACUGAGCAAU
Clunio marinus is the source of this 728-nucleotide messenger RNA. NCBI's taxonomy places the organism in Eukaryota, Metazoa, Arthropoda, Insecta, Diptera, Chironomidae. The record is from the annotation of a GenBank genome assembly.